Penicillium paradoxum is the source of this 999-nucleotide messenger RNA. RefSeq lists its product as uncharacterized. Bases 1 to 999 code for a protein of 332 amino acids. The record is from RefSeq and is a predicted model, not a curated record. Lineage: Eukaryota; Fungi; Ascomycota; Eurotiomycetes; Eurotiales; Aspergillaceae. The transcript is spliced from 2 exons.
AUGGAGAACGCAGCACAAGGGACGUUCAAUUCGUCCUUUGAGGCCAAGCAGCCUUUCCCUCCCCUGCUAGCUGAAGAUCCCCUCUCUCCAGAUGAACCCCAAGAGAGUUACGAAGAGGAGAAUGUUACCUCCCUCGGCUAUCAGGAUAUCGAAGUGGAGGACGAUGCAGAUUUCCAGUCGCACUACUCGCUAGAACAUCAAUCGUUCUCCGAUACAGACUCCGAUGAUUCGUCUGAUAAUAUUGACCGGCAUCAUCCAUUUCGCCAGUCCUCCAGCUCUCUCCAUGGGCCCAAUGCAUUUGCGCCUCCGUUCUACAAUCGCCCACCCACCCCUCUACCACCCUCGCCCUCACUCACUUCGCUUCUGCGGCCACCUUUCUCAACCACUACAUCACGCCCAACGACCCCGGAUAGCUCCGAUGUAGAAACCCCCAACGAUACUGAGGCGGCAGUUGCCAAGUCCGCCCGUCGUGCAACUACUGUUCCACGCGCCAGUCCGAAGGUUCCUACCUAUGAAUACUAUGGCUUCGUGUUAUACUUGGCUUCUUCGUUGGCUUUUUUGUUUUAUCUCCUAUGGUCUUAUCUCCCGUCACCAUUCCUUCAUCAGCUCGGUAUCUAUUAUUACCCCAAUCGCUGGUGGUCGCUGGCGAUCCCUGCAUGGUUGGUGAUGCUACUUAUUUACAUUUAUAUUGCCCUUGCCACGUAUAAUACAGGCUAUCUUACUUUGCCCAUGCACAGCAUCGAGAACAUUGUGGAUGAAGUUGCGAAUGUAUCGGUGAUUGAUGGAAAGGCACGAAGACGCCCGGGUGGUGCCACUAAGAUGAAGCCCGGUGCAACAUCCUACCAAAUAAUGGGUCCCCAAAAUCGCAAGGUCAACUGGCGGGAGAUUUGGAGUGAGGGAACCGACGCGGUCAUGGACGUGCCGGUUGGAGGCGUGUGUGAGGUUUUGUAUGGCCAGGACCGAGAAGAAGAGUUUGAAUUGCCUAUUGCAGACACAUAG